Molecule: messenger RNA, 744 nt
Organism: Vicia villosa (hairy vetch)
Lineage: Eukaryota; Viridiplantae; Streptophyta; Magnoliopsida; Fabales; Fabaceae
Exons: 2
Coding region: 167-553 (128 amino acids)
Cellular component (GO): cytochrome b6f complex
Source: RefSeq, a predicted model, not a curated record
UAAAGCUAUACGCCACGUAUUAUCAACAAUCUAUCAUCACAUUCUCUCCUAUUAUCAACCAACCACACUCAUCUCACCUUAUCCUUUUCUCUCUUUUAAUCCAAAUACACAAAUCUCCCUUACCACAAACUCCACACACAUUUCAAGAAACCAAAAGAUAAUAAAAAUGGCCUCAGCCUCAGCAGCAACUCCAUCUACAAUCACUGUUGUAGGAAGCUCAAUUGGUUCCAAAUCAAGGAACAACAGGAAGGGUCAUAGAGUGAAGUUCAUCACAGGACUCAAUGCUUAUAACGGAUUGAAAGCUCAGAACUGCACCGUGACAUCACUAGGAGUUCCUGUUAGCAGUCAACAAGCUUUUGCAAAGGUGGUGAGUUCAAUAUCAAUGGGAGGAAGAAGAAGUGGUCGAGGUGGUGGUGGUGCUGCUUCUUCAACAUGUAAUGCUGCAGGUGAGAUUUUCCAGAUUGCGGCUAUUAUGAAUGGACUUACUCUUGUUGGUGUUGCUGUUGGGUUUGUUCUUCUUCGAAUUGAAGCUUUUGUUGAAGAAUCUGAGUAAGAGCUUUUAUUAUAUAUGUAUGUAAUGUGAUGUAAGUUUGUUAUAUCAGUUUAAUUCUUGAUGUGAUGAUGUAGAACUCAAUUGUUAAUGUUCUUGGAGGUAUUUGAAUAGUACCACCUGAAUUUUAUUUUGAGAUACAUAAUUGUACACAAUGCUGUCUGGUUUUGUACAUCAAUAUUGGUUGGGAUUUC